AUUUCAUUCCAAUGGACCGUUCACUGUCUGAAUAGAUAACGUUAGUCUUUAGCUAUAGCUAAUAAUGUGUAAAAACAUGAUGUGUUUCAAGUGAAAUAGCUUAUGCUGCUUGCUCUAUGGAAAUGAGACAUCAAAACCUUAUCAGUUGUUGGACGGCGUGGGGACCUCCCACUUCGCUCUUGAAGACGCCUAUUUCACACAAACUGUCUAGUUCAGUGUUGAACCUAACCGUACCAAGUUGGUUGUAGAUUUACUGUGCUGUUUUGCUCGUGUCGAUAUUGAAUCGCGGACACUCUAACUGGAUAUAUUUGAUACAUCUGGAAUCAAUCAGUCUACAAUCUAGGAAUAAAUCCAUAAUCCAGAGACCUGACGUGUUGUUUAAAGGAGUAGAGAUGAAAGAAGGCAAAGCUCCAUCUCCCCAUGCUCUUCUCCUUUCUCCUCACCCACACCAUAUGUCUCAACGCCCUUCCUAAUGUGUCUCCCUUUUGUCCCCUGCUGUCUGGGAAAUGGAACACUGAUCCAGCCAUCACAGCUUAUUUCCCUGAUAACAUCAUGCGUCCUACAGAGAUGAUAGGCCGAUGGAGCAUGUGAAGAUGUCCCUAAAGACGACGAAAACAUGGUGCCUUAGACUGCUCCCUGUGGUCCUCUUCUUCGUCUCCUACUACUGCUCCUAUGUCUUUCAGAGCUGCUAUGGAGGCACCAGCAAGACUCCUACUCCGAGCAAGGCCCUGUGUGGUGGCUGGCUGUCACAGAAGAAGUGGGAGAGCCUUAACUUUAACAUUAGCAGACAAACACAACUGUUUUUGAAACUGGAGGAUUUCUUCUGGCAAGAGCAUCUUUCAACAUUGACUUUACCCUAUGGUAUUAAGGGCAGUGAGCUGCUUCUGCUGAAAGUUUUAGCCGUUGUUGCCAACUACAAAAUGCCAGCCAACAUAGAAAAUCUUGAGUGCAGAACCUGCGUGGUAAUAGGAAACGGAUAUGCCAUCAAGAACAGUUCCCUGGGUGGCGUCAUCAACAAGUAUGAUGUGGUGAUCCGUCUGAACGAUGCGCCCGUUAAGGGCUAUGAAGACGACGUGGGCAACAAGACCACCAUGCGCCUCUUCUACCCUGAGUCAGCCUCCUACAACCCUGGGCUGCAUAAUGAGCCAGACACCCUCAUGGUCCUCAUCCCUUUCAAACAGCAGGACCUCCGCUGGCUCAAAGAGAUCCUCUACGACGAGAAGAGGGUGAGGAAAGGCUUCUGGAAGCCCCCUCCACAAAUCUGGCUGGGCAGUACCAGUCAUAUCCGGGUGCUGGACCCUCACUUCCUGCUAGAGACAUCAAACACCCUGCUCCAGAUCCCACUCAACCCCAAAAACAAACAGAAGCUAGUCCAUCCUACCACGGGGAUCAUUGCAGUGUUUGUGGCCCUUAACUACUGUGAUGUGGUUCACAUAGCAGGGUUUGGAUACCCUGUCGCUAAAAACCAGAAACAUCCAAUACAUUACUAUGGAUACGACACCAUGAAAUCCAUGAAGAAUUCCUAUCAUGACGUCAACAACGAAGCAGAAGCCUUAAGAAGACUCGAGGACUCGGGGGCGAUUGUGUACUUACACGCUCACUCAUGACUUAAAAGAUUACAAAUAAAAUAAUUGCAAAAAAGUUUUAUGAUUUUAAUUUACAUUUUUAAAUGCUAUUAUCAGAAUGAUACCACUGGAUAUUUUAUUGUACAGUAUGUAAUUACUUUUUAUAAAAAUGAAAUCAAUUAUAUCCAAGAUGACUUAUUCAAUUUCAUUUGACCUUUUAAUCAUGAUUUUCUCUCAUAAUUCAGUUGUGUUAUCCAUCCUUGGCCUGUAGAUGGCGGAGAAGGCCCAUUGGUGACAUGGCAAAGAUAAUCACAUUCCAAUCGUGAUGUGGGCAAAACUUGGGGCAAUUCCAACAAUAGCACUGGCACAAAGUCAACUGACAGUGCUAAAGACACGAAUAUCUGGAGCCCCAGAAGACAAUGAGAUGCCCCACAUUUAGAGUGACUGUAUUUCCCUGCUAGCGACAGAUGCUAAUUAUGGUUUUACUUCUCUUAAGAGAAGGGUUUGUGUUAUUAGUGUUGACAAAUUGAGUUCUGCCUGUGGCACUUCAUACACACGCUGCUAGUGACUGGCCACAGAGGUACUGCUGAGUCGACACUCAGCCUAAUCAGGACAGUGGGCAUUUAUUUUUCCUUAGAAGAUCAAAGAAUAGUAAGUGGUGUGCUCUCCAGUGUAACAAGGAAGACGAUGCAAAAAUGUCUGCUUGUAGAAUCCGAUGUGCAGCAUGGUCUUUCUGAGUCUUUUGAUGUUUUCUCUUUACGGAGGAGUUGAAUUUCUUCUCCAACCCCACGCAUAGAAGACAGGAAUACAUUUUAAACCCCAUUAAUUAUAAGGCCAAACCUGUAAAACCCCUGUGGCCAAGGUAUGCCUGUUUAACUUUAAAAUAGUCACUACUGAUGUCAUUUCAAAGCAAUGAAUUAAGGCUCUGUCUGCAUGAACUGGUAGUUUUCUCAUCACACUGAUAUCGUGUAAUUGUUAGGAACGAAGUGUUCUCUUCAUACCGUCUGUUAUUGAUGGAAUGGACAGUUGCAAGACUUAGUGCCGCCAUCUCUCCUUAUCU
Molecule: messenger RNA, 2625 nt
Organism: Hypomesus transpacificus
Lineage: Eukaryota; Metazoa; Chordata; Actinopteri; Osmeriformes; Osmeridae
Gene: st3gal4
Product: ST3 beta-galactoside alpha-2,3-sialyltransferase 4
Exons: 13
Coding region: 579-1607 (342 amino acids)
Biological process (GO): glycolipid biosynthetic process
Molecular function (GO): sialyltransferase activity
Source: RefSeq, a predicted model, not a curated record